CACCCUCUACUCUGUAUAUUUCACUUACUGUAUUAAUUUAUAUUAAUAUAUAUAUGUAUACGUAUCUUCUUCAACCUUCCGUCACUCUCUUCCUUUCACUUUCCAUGUUAGUUUCACUGGGAAAAAGUACAAAAAUUGAGAAACAGUGAUGGAAGGUGUUUCUACGACCGUGUACAAGGGUUUGAGAGGGUACUGGCAGAGGAGGGGCUAUGUUCAGCUAAAUGGUGCUUCGAGAGGAGAAGCACGGCAGAGAAGGGUGGAGCUUGGCGGGUCAUCGAGGCGGAAGCGGUUCUGGAAGAUCAGGGUCAAGGCAAAGCUGAGAUUACCCUCGCCCAAUAAAUUUUUUGUUUGGUUACGCGAUGCGUACGUGAAGAUGAUGCUGGGGUUAGCCAACUCCAGGGUGGUUACCGGAUACGGUGGAGCCAUGGGGGAUCAUGGUAUAUCGGCCUUUGGGAAGCGUCCGAUUAAAGAGUACGACGAGAAGAUACUCGUCGAGAUCUACAAAUCGUUGGUGAUGGCGCAAGGUCAGCUUGUACCGAGUGAAGCGAGGAAGCUUAGCUCUGCCAUCAUUUGUCAACGGUGAAUCGGUGACGGUGUUCAAUCAUUUAAUGUUGUUGUUCUUAGCUUGUGAUUGAAAACCAAUAAAUUGUUCGUUUUGGGCUAACAAACUAAUUAUCUGGGACCAGAAGUGCUGGAAA
Messenger RNA from Hibiscus syriacus, 698 nucleotides. RefSeq lists its product as uncharacterized. The record is from RefSeq and is a predicted model, not a curated record. The transcript has a single exon. Lineage: Eukaryota; Viridiplantae; Streptophyta; Magnoliopsida; Malvales; Malvaceae. The coding region runs from base 149 to 583 and encodes 144 amino acids.